Messenger RNA from Trypanosoma rangeli, 513 nucleotides. RefSeq lists its product as uncharacterized. The coding region runs from base 1 to 513 and encodes 170 amino acids. Lineage: Eukaryota; Euglenozoa; Kinetoplastea; Trypanosomatida; Trypanosomatidae. The record is from RefSeq and is a predicted model, not a curated record. The transcript has a single exon.
AUGGAGACCAAGACGGCCUUGCCUCUCGGGACUUUUUUGUGGAGCGCCAGGCACGGGAAACAAAACAGACCGCCCGCAGAUCGGCUGGCGAAACUGCAAGGCCGUUUCGUUGCUGCCACCCAGCGGGCAUCGCCCCCCCGCUGUGGCGUCCUCAAGAACCCGGACCUCUGGGGGGAGGGCUUCAAAUUUGCUUGGAAGUGGCGCGCUGCAAGCGUGCUGUGCGUCAAGAGCGUAGCCCUUGCUGCGCGAUUGGCACGGCACCAAUACGGCAUCAUUAUCCCUCCAGGAAGUCAAGAACUAAAGCGCCACAGCGACAAAGCCUAUUGGACACAGCGCGCCCCGCCAGGUCCUCAGUGGACGCGUUGGGAGAGCUGCCGCCCCGGCCUGCCACACCUCGCCGCGCAAGCACCGGAGCCGCCUCUCCCUGGCGCCGGCACCCCCCCCCCCCCCAAGGCGAUUACCGUACGCGUGCCUCUGCCUGCCUUCCGUACCGCAUGCGCGGAGAGCUUUUAG